UGUUGGAUAUGUUUGAUUAUAUUAUAGCAGUAUUAUUGUAUAAAAGGGAGAAAAUAAAGCAUUUCAUCGAAUGUUAUGUGCGAUUGGUUUAUGUAUUCAAACAAAAUUUUUGUCGCAAAUAUUGCAUUCAAUGAUUGAUUUAAUUAAAUAAAUGCAUCGAUUGAUUGAAUCGAUUGAUCCAAUUGUUGGACACAUUAUACGACAAAAUAAUUGUACGAUUGAUGUGUUAAUUGAAUAGCAAUUGAAAUGACAUUCGAUUUAAUAAAUUUCAAGUCAUUUGAUAUGAUUGACGACUCAUGUGUUUUGAUACACAAUAUGUGUUUCGCAACAAAAACCAAUGAAAAGACAUUUUUUAAUUAAUUAAAACUAAUUAUUAUUAUUAUUAUUAUUAUUAACUAAAUUUGUGUCAACAAAACAAUGGACAGACAGGACUUACUGUCCUCUGUGUUGGAUGAGUGCGGACUAGACUUCAAUGAUAUGACAGCACAGGUGAUCCCCGAAGAGGUGGUAACACCAAAAGUGUUGGUCCCUAACGUAGUUAAGACACCAACCAUCGGAUUGAUGCCUAACCACAACCACAACAAUAACAAUAUUUAUAACAACAACAAGAUAUCAGUGACGACAUACUCGUUGUUGAGACCAACGACACCCAAAACCCAAACGUUUAACGUGAACUAUGUUGUCGAUGGUAGCACUGUUAGCACUUCUAAAGCGGGACAAGUUGUUUAUCGGCCAACUGUUCCCACGAUCGCCACAACAACGGUUUCAUCACUGAUACAGCCGUCGGUAUCGCUGUUAUACCCAAACAAAAUGACUAUCACUGCAAACAAUUCAUUACUUAAUAAGACGCAAAUGACUCAAAUGACGAAUAAUUUAAUGAAAGAAGAAGACAAACUCGAAAUGGAUGAAGAAGACGAUGAGUUCGCUACUGUGGAAACAUUUAACAAUUAUAUGCCAUCAAAAUUGAAGUGUGGUAUCAAACAUCCUGAUCCCGUUGUAGAGACCGCUUCAUUGUCUAGUGUUUUGCCUCCCGAUGUUUACUACAGACUAGAGAUUCCUGAAGAGGUGAUCGACUCGGGAAAGCUAUCUGCCUUACAGUUGGAGUCGAUAGUCUACGCCUCUCAACAACACGACGUCUUUCUUAGUGAUGGCUCAAGAGCUGGUUUUUUGGUCGGCGACGGAGCCGGUGUUGGAAAAGGACGUACUAUUGCUGGCAUUAUUCAUGAAAAUUAUCUAAAAGGACGCAAACGUGCAGUUUGGUUGUCUGUUAGCACUGAUCUUAAAUAUGACGCCGAAAGAGAUCUUUACGAUAUUGGAGCCAAAAUAGAUGUUCACUUAUUGAAUAAAUUUAAGUACGGCUACCGAAUUCAUUCGGAAGAAAACGAUAAAGUGAAACGUGGAGUGAUAUUUGCCACUUAUAGUUCACUUAUUAGUGAGUCGACAACACUUACUGGUAAAUACAAGAGUCGUUUUGGUCAACUGGUUCAGUGGUGUGGCGAAGAUUUUGAUGGUGUUAUUGUGUUCGACGAGUGCCAUAAGGCUAAGAACUUAUUUCCGUCAUCAGGUUCGGGAAAGCCAACAAAAACAGGUCUCGCAGUUUUGGAAAUUCAAAAAAAGUUGCCAAAAGCACGCAUUGUUUAUGCUUCAGCUACCGGUGCUUCUGAACCAAAAAAUAUGGGAUAUAUGAUACGUUUGGGUAUUUGGGGUAAAGGAACACCUUUUGAAGAAUUCGCACAAUUCGUGAAUGCUGUUGAAAAACGUGGUGUCGGUGCCAUGGAAUUAGUCGCUAUUGAUAUUAAAAUGCGUGGCAUGUAUUUGGCCCGACAGCUCAGCUUCGAAGGCGUACAGUUUCGCAUUGAAGAGGUUCCUCUCGAUAAAGAUUUUAUUAAAUUAUAUAACAAAUGUACUGAUUUAUGGGUCAGUGCUAAGCUUAAGUUUGACAAAGCAUUAGAGCUUAUGGAUUGCGAUAAUAACCUUAAUAAGACAAUUUGGACACAGUUUUGGGCAUCACAUCAACGAUUUUUUAAAUAUCUUUGCAUUGCAUCGAAAGUCAAAUUUGCCGUCAAUUUUGUUAAGGAAGCGCUUAGAGAUAGUAAAUCAGUUGUUAUUGGUCUCCAAUCUACAGGUGAGGCUCGCACUUUGGAACAACUUGAAGACAAUGGUGGAGAACUCAGUGAUUUUGUGUCCACUGCUAAAGCUGUUUUUCAAUCACUGAUUGAGAAACAUUUUCCGGCACCAAAUCGCAAGAAAUUGUUGAGACUAUUAGGUCGUGACACUAGUUUUUUUGAUGACUUGGGUAUCACUCUGAAGCGUAACGCCAACGACGAGAUAGUGGCUGCUGUCAGCAAUGACUCGAAAUAUACGACAAAUAACAAAAAUAAAAGUUUUUCAUCUGACGAGUCCAGUGAAAGUGAUUUUGAAAGUGUUGGAAGUGAUGACAGUAAUGAAAGUGAUGAUGAUUUAAGUAUUUCUGAUGAUUUUAGCGAUGACUCUGAUAGUGAUAGUGAACGUAGAAAACGAAAAUCAAAUUUUUCGGAUAUUUUUCUCAAUCGAAAGCCUAAAAAACUUAAAAAGGAUCCAAAAAUGAAAAAAGUGAAGAAAGAGCGAAAACAGAAGAAAAAGAUGAUAAAAAUUGAAGACCAAAUCAAAGCAUUAAAUUGUGAGACUAUGUCAGCCGAUGCCGGAGACAAUUGCGCCAAAAUGAAAGAUAGUCUUCUUCAAGAGCUUGAAAGACUUAAUGACAAAUUACCUCCAAAUACAUUGGAUCAGCUAAUCGAUGAGUUAGGCGGACCCGAUAAUGUGGCCGAAAUGACCGGUCGUAAGGGUCGUAUUGUUUGUAACGAAGAGGGAAACGUUCAGUACCAGACCAGAUGUGAGAACGAUGUCCCACAAGAUAUGUUAAACCUCGUUGAGAAGCAACGCUUUAUGGACGAUGAGAAACGGGUGGCUAUUAUCUCGGAAGCCGCCAGUUCUGGUAUAUCACUUCAUGCGGAUAAAAGAGCUAAAAAUAAACUAAAAAGAGUUCACAUAACUGUCGAACUUCCGUGGAGUGCCGAUCGAGCCAUUCAACAAUUCGGUCGAACUCAUCGAUCUAAUCAAGAAUAUCCACCAGAAUAUGUGUUCCUUAUAUCAGAGUUGGCCGGAGAAAAAAGGUUUGCCUCUAUUGUGGCCAAACGUCUUGAAAGUUUAGGCGCUUUGACUCACGGCGACCGACGCGCCACUGAUUCGCGAGAUCUAAGUCAAUAUAAUAUUGAUAAUCGUUACGGACGUAUAGCUCUUGAGAUAGUUAUGAAAUCAAUUGCUCAAAUUGAGGACCCGAUUGUGAGUCCACCUAAUGAUUAUAAGGGAGAUUUCUUUGAAGAUUGUCGUCAAGGAUUGGCUGGCGUUGGAAUCAUACAAUUGUCCUCUUCGGGAGCCAUUACUCUCGACAAAGAUUACUCACAUAUGACUAAAUUUUUAAACCGACUGUUGGGCCUUAGGGUUGAAAUACAAAACGCUUUAUUUAAAUAUUUUAGUGAUACCAUGGAUGCUGUGAUACGACAGGCCAAACGCACCGGUCGUUAUGAUUCGGGAAUUAUUAAUCUAAGCUCUGAUGUGGGAAAUAUUGAGCAAAUGGACGAAAUAAGCUAUUUUAUUAAGACAUCGGGUGUUGCCAUGAAAAUACAAUUACAUCAAGUGGUUAUGGAUAGGGGUCUAGAAUGGGAUAAAACAUUAGAAUUAUAUAACAAAUCUUUCGACAGUUGUUCAAAGGAUGACAUCAAAGAUAUGGGAUUUUAUAUGACAUCAAAUAAUCAAAACACAAGGAAAAGCGUGUUUCUGGCACUUCCAGACUUCAGUGAUCGCAAUCAGUUUAGAAAGAUUUACAGAGUUUAUAAACCAAACAUUGGUUUGCAAUCAAAGUGCGAAACUAUAUCGGGUUUGAAGGAAAAGGGAGUCAAAAAACCAGCAGAAGAAGUGAAAGCUCUCUGGAAAGAGUUAUAUGAUUUGUCUGACACCCGGUGUAGUCAUAUUCUAUGGAACGGCAGCUGUAAACGCCUGAUAACUAAGCAAAUGUGUAAUGUGGGGGUCCGUAAACAUAAAUAUUGUAUAUUAAGUGGUGCCGUACUCACCAUUUGGCCUGAACUCGAAAAAGCCAUUCCUUAUCUUCAAUCGCAUAGACUUCAGAUCGUUAGACUAAAGACAGGAGAAAAUAGUAAAUUUAUUGGACCAAUGGUUCCUCCGGCUUAUGUCGAAGUAGUCAAACAAACAUUACAACAAUUGCAAACUAAUGGCAUUCAUGUUUCGUCAGCACUUAAGCCAUAAAAUUAUAUUUUAAAUUUUAUAACUUAUUAUUACAAUAUGAUAAAUAUUGAUAAUAUAGUU
Molecule: messenger RNA, 4362 nt
Organism: Oppia nitens
Lineage: Eukaryota; Metazoa; Arthropoda; Arachnida; Sarcoptiformes; Oppiidae
Product: protein strawberry notch homolog 1-like
Exons: 10
Coding region: 418-4302 (1294 amino acids)
Biological process (GO): regulation of DNA-templated transcription
Cellular component (GO): nucleus
Molecular function (GO): histone binding; chromatin DNA binding
Source: RefSeq, a predicted model, not a curated record